AUGGUGAUGCUGGUCGAUCGAUACGCGCCCGAGGACGCGAACGCGCUGACGACGCCGACGAAAAAAUUGGAGGCGGUGCGAGCGUGGCUCGAACGCGGCGGCGCGCUGUGCGCGAGCGGACCGCCGGGAUGCGGGAAGGCGAGCGCGAUCAAGUGCGUGGCGAAAGAGUUUGGAUACGAAGUGAGCGAAUGGAAAGCGCCGACGCCGACGCUGUGGAGAGAACACGCGCACGCGAGAGGGAAUGAAAAUUAUGGGAUAGAGUACGCGAGCAAGGUGGACGAGUUCGCGGCGUACGUCGCGCGGGCGACCAAGUACGAACCGUUGUCGUUUUUAAAGCCCACGACGAGGGGCGGAAACGGCGCGCGCGGCGCGCGAAAUGGAAGUGCGAACGGGACGUCGACGGCGAAAGGAAAGUCGCGAGGCGUGGUGUUGAUGGUGCGAGACAUUCCGAGCAGCGACGAGAGCGGACGCGCGCGCGUGCUCGAGGCGAUUCGAACGUUAACCACGGCGCGGAACGGACCGCCGUGUGCGGUCGUGCUCACGGAAGAAGACGAUGGGGGUGGUGGCGGUGGAUCGAGCAGUCGAGGAGAGAUACUCGCCCGGGACGUGAGAGCGGUGAUGGAGCAAGCGGGGGCGACGUGUAUUAAUUUCAACGCCACGACGGCGGCGGCGAUGACAAAGACGUUGCUGCGCGUGCGCGAGGCUGAGGGAUUUGUCAUCCCGGAUUCGGAAAUCGACGCCAUCGUGCAAGCAUCACACGGUGAUUUGCGCAGCGCCCUGGGAGCGCUCGAGUUCUGGUGCAUGGGAAAGACAAAGCCAGAUGCGGCGAAAAAGCCGGCGAAAAAGGCGCCCAAGCGCAAGCGCGGCGAACCCAAGGAGGCGCCUUCGGAAGCGGCCGUCGCGCGCGCCAAGAUGAGCUCCCGCGAUCAAGGCCUGGGAUUAUUUCACGCCCUCGGCAAGUUUCUUUACAACAAACGCGAAACCACAGAGGUUAUGGAAAUUAAAGGCUUUGAAACCAUGGACGAAUCGUUGCGGCGACCGCCGGCUCGGUACGAUCCCGAGGAAGUCCUCUCGCGCUCUGGCAUAGGCGCCGAAACCGCGGUGGGUUUUCUGUUCGAAAACUUUCCAGAUUUCAUAGAUUCUAGAUGCAUAGAUUGGGUGGCGGCCGGAACGAGAUACUUAUCGGACGCCGCGAUAUUGGCUCGAGGAGGCGUUUCGACGUACGGCUUUCGUCGCGGACGCGAGGACGUGGGCGACGAAGGCGACGGCGCGAUCGACCCCAACGUCCUCGGCGAGUACGCCGCCGGUUCGGUGGCGACGCGUGGAGUUUUAUUCUCUUCCAAACGAUCCUCCGCGGGCUUUCUCCCCAUGCGUGGACCGAGCGCGAUGAAAAAUGAUCGCGCCGCGGCUUCGAACCGCGAGGAAGUCCGCGCCGUCGUCGCCGCCGCGCACGACGGCGACUUCUCCGUCGGCGGCACGACGACCGCCGCCGCGAUCGAGACCCUUCCCGCGUUGCGUUUGAUCUCCAGCGCUUCCUCUGCAGGCGCGGCUUUGGUUCCUUUCCUUCCCGCUCGUUGGCGUUCCGCUCGGGAGGACGACGCCGCGUUUCGCCGUCGCGUCGCCGCCCUCCCUCUUCCCGCCGCCGCGCCUCUUCCCGCCGCGCUCGCCUCGGGCGUCGCCUUGGCGAUCGAUCGCGGCGCCAAGGGUGCGCACGCGCCUCCGUUAACCCUGGACGACAUCGACGAUUUAGAGGACGACAUCGAGUCCGAUUCCGACCCCUGA
Molecule: messenger RNA, 1782 nt
Organism: Ostreococcus lucimarinus CCE9901
Lineage: Eukaryota; Viridiplantae; Chlorophyta; Mamiellophyceae; Mamiellales; Bathycoccaceae
Exons: 1
Coding region: 1-1782 (593 amino acids)
Biological process (GO): mitotic DNA replication checkpoint signaling; DNA damage checkpoint signaling; DNA repair
Molecular function (GO): chromatin binding
Source: RefSeq, a predicted model, not a curated record